UAAAGGAUAUCUAUGGGACCAUUUUCAGUGGAUUACAGCUUAGGUAGUGAUAACAUUGCCCAUAAUUGUGUUAUCCUCUCAUUGCUGCAAGAUAUCUGCCCUCUUUUUUGCCUUCAUCCCUGCAACUGCAAGAGAUUUUGAUAAAAAUGGCAUACAAUCUUCAAUCCCUCAUCACCAUCCUACAACAAAUCCUUCAUCCAGAGCAAACCCACUGGACUUUCGAUCACAACAAACCCCAACUCGAAUCCCUACUCCAGAAAGCUGAAUCUCUGAUGCAAAUUCUUGAGAAGUCGUCACACACCCAAAUAGCAAGUUUUGAGAGCCAAAUCAGAGAUACAGUGUUUAAAACAGAAGAUCUUAUUGAAUCACAGAUGGUUCAUCAAAUGCUUUCCCACCUAGAGAGUGAGAGCUUGACCUUUUCCACACCAGAUCUGCAUCAAGUCACUCAAGAGCUGGAUUCUGCAGUGGUUUUGAUGGCUGAGAAGAGGACGUCUUCAUCAGAUUUGCAGCAAGCAACUCAACAACUUGAACCUAUGAAGCUCGUGGAAGAAUUGGAGGAAAACAGUGCUUAUUCCUCGAGAUCUAAGAAUGAUUUGGUGGGAGUUGAUGCAAUUCUAUUGGAGUUGAAGGUUUGUCUCACGAAUAUGGAGAGGAAGGUGGAGAUCAUCCCCAUCGUUGGUAUGGGUGGGAUUGGUAAGUCUACCCUUGCUCGAAAUCUUUAUGACGAUGCAUGUAUUGUUUCCCACUUUGAUUAUCGUGGGUGGGCUGCUAUUUCACAAGUUCCAAAUGUGCGAGAAAUUAUGUUGAGCCUUCUUCGUGGCCAGGAUGAAAAGGUCGGUGAUCAACUGAUUGGAUGCGGAGAAUAUGAGUUGAGAGAAAUCUUGCAUAAGAGAUUGUUUGGGCGAAGAUAUAUGAUUGUGUUGGAUGAUAUAUGGAGCACGAAAGUCUGGGACGAGAUAAGGAUGUAUUUCCCGGACAAUAGUAAUGGGAGUCGGAUUGUGAUCACCACUAGAGAGUCUGAUGCGGCUUUUUAUGUUGCGGGCUCGAAGAGUCUGCAUCAUGUGCGGCUGCUGAACAAGUCUGCCAGUCGGGAUCUACUUUGUCGCAUUGCGUUUGGAGAAGAGGUUUGCCCUGGUGAAUUGCAAGGGGUGGCGGCUAGGAUUGGGAGUGAUUGCAGUGGGCUUCCUCUUGCCAUUCAUGUGAUUGGAGGGCUUUUGUCAAAGGUUGAAAGGUCAAGAGAUGUUUGGGAGAAUGUUUCAACGGAUGUAAAAGCUUCAAUUGUUGAAUCGGAUGAGCAUUUCUCAAAUAUAUUAUACUUGAGUUAUAACCACUUGCCAAUUCACUUGAAACCAUGUUUCUUGUAUAUGGGAGCUUUUCCUGAAGAUUAUGAGAUUAAGGGAUCUAGACUUAAGAGUUUGUGGAUAGCCGAGGGAUUUGUGAAAUCCAAGGGAGAUAAGAGUUUGGAGGAAGAGGCCGAGGAUUACUUAAAAGCUCUGGUGGAGAGGAAUCUACUUUUGGUUAGACGAAAAAAGUACAAUGGGAAACCGGUGAGUUACUCUAUCCAUGAUCUUUUGAGGGAUCUAUGCUUAAGGAAGGCUAACGAGGAAAAGUUUUUAAACCUCAAGGAUUCCAUGCAUCGUGUAAGUGUACACUCGUCUUCUGAGAUAGAAGAUGUAUGUGCUUCACCACAAUUGAUGUCCUUUGCUCGAUCUUUUAUAUGCACUGGGAAGAAGAUUGCGUCUCCUGUGUUUUCCAUGUUAAGAUUGGUUAGGGUGCUAGAUGUAAUGGGAAUCGAAUACAAAGAGUUCCCAAAAGAAAUACUUCAACUUAUCAACCUACGCUACUUAGCUUUCUCCUGCACUUCAGGUUUACCUAUUGGAAUAUCAAGAUUGUGGAAUCUGCAAACCUUGAUUUGUAGGCAAGGAAUGAUGCUUAGUUUACCUUUUGAGAUAUGGGAGAUGUCUGAAUUAAGACGUCUCAGGUUGGUAAUGUUAAUUGAAAUUGGAGAAGAAUACAGGUUUAAAUAUGUUCAUAAGAAGCUGUAUAAGAUAUACUUUGUGAGGAUAACUCCUUCAAUGAUUAGGAAUGGUUUCUUUGAGACCAUCCCUAAUAUCAUAAGCUUAGGAAUCCAUUUCGAAGACAUUGAAGUUGAUCUUAGUCAUCUUCACAAACUCGAAAUUUUAAGAUGCCAUACCAACUUGAAUAAAGAUGCUUGCUGUUUUCUACACAAACUCAGAUUUCCAUGUAAUAUUAGAAAGUUAGUUCUAAAUGAAUGUGCAGUAGCUCAGAGUUUCUUGACAACUCUUUGUGCACUACCGAAUCUAGAAGUGCUCAAAAUAAGGUCUUGUAUGUUUGAAAGAGACAGAGAGGCAGAGGAAGAAGAGUGGGAGAUGGCAGAAGGAGAUGAAUUCCGUUCACUGCAGUUUCUGAGACUCUCUUCCUUGAAUAUAGAGCGUUGGAAAGCCAACGAGACCAACUACCCUAACCUCCAGGUGCUGUAUGUAAUCGAUUGCAAAGAGCUAGAGGAAAUACCCUGCGAUAUUGGAGAUAUCCCAACCCUUCAAACAAUUUUAGUAUAUAAAUGUGGCUCCUCUGUCGUGGCCUCAGCGCAAGAUAUUCACAAGGUUCAGCAAGAGGAGUACGGCAAUUACGACCUCAAAGUGCUCAUACCUUAUUAGAAGCCAAAAGCUCGAAUAGUUCCAGCAUAACACAAGAAUCACUUGUGGCUCGAGCUAAACGUAUGUAGCGUAAUAAAAGGUAAUCAAUGUUUAUGUCUGUUAGAUUUGGGUUUGGUAUUGUCUAGCUAUGUAGUUUUGUUACGGGACGUCCAUCGGCAAGGCUAAAGGAGACUAGUCUACAGCAGGAUGGAGAGAUCAGCGCGGACACCAACGUGUCGGAAGAGCAGCAGCCGGUGGUGGCGCCGGUGAGGCGUGAGGGGUCGGAGCGUCGUCAAACUUAACCUCCGUCCCGCUAUGGGGAUUUUGUGCCUCGCUGAGAUGGAAGGGAAUGUUUAUUUUGAGUCUUUUAAUUAUUGUAAUUACUUUAAUUAUGGUAUUAUUAUUAUUUAUUCAUUGAGCGUACGUUAAGUUCA
This is a messenger RNA of Salvia splendens (bonfire salvia), 3091 nucleotides long. RefSeq names its product putative late blight resistance protein homolog R1B-16. The transcript is spliced from 2 exons. Bases 147 to 2678 code for a protein of 843 amino acids. Gene Ontology annotation, biological process: defense response to other organism. Lineage: Eukaryota; Viridiplantae; Streptophyta; Magnoliopsida; Lamiales; Lamiaceae. Gene Ontology annotation, molecular function: ADP binding. The record is from RefSeq and is a predicted model, not a curated record.